AACCCCAAAACCAUUAAACUCCUUCCCAAUGCUCAUUUGGCAAGAGAAAGGAAAAAAAAAAGAAGGAACAGAGCAGCGGAAGCAGCAAGAAAUGGCCUCCACUGCCGCGGCCACCUCCCCGUUUUUGGGCGCCCGGGUGCCCGACUCCCACCCGGUCAAGACCGGGGGCCGGUUCCAGGCCCGGUUCGGGUUCGGUGGCAGGAAGAAGACCGCGGCCAAGAAGACCGCCAAGUCCCCCGUCCCGGACCGGCCUCUCUGGUUCCCGGGCGCCACGGCCCCGGAGUGGCUGGACGGUUCGCUGGUGGGGGACUACGGGUUCGACCCGCUCGGGCUGGGCAAGCCGGCCGAGUACCUCCAAUUCGAUCUCGAUUCUUUGGACCAGAACCUGGCCAAGAACCUGGCCGGGGACGUGAUCGGGACCAGAUUCGAAAACGCGGACGUGAAGUCCACCCCGCUGCAGCCCUACACGGAGGUGUUCGGGCUCCAACGGUUCCGCGAGUGCGAGCUCAUCCAUGGGCGGUGGGCAAUGCUGGCCACGCUUGGUGCGCUCGCGGUCGAGGGGCUCACUGGCGUCCCAUGGCAGGAUGCUGGAAAGGUAGAGCUAGAGAAUGGGCCCUCUUAUCUCGGCCAGCCACUUCCCUUCUCCCUUACUGCAUUGAUAUGGAUUGAGGUGCUUGUGAUCGGCUACAUCGAGUUCCAGAGGAACGCCGAGCUCGACCCCGAGAAGAGGCUAUACCCAGGUGGCAAGUUCUUCGAUCCCCUUGGCCUUGCGUCUGACCCAGAGAAGAAAGCCACCCUACAGCUCGCGGAGAUCAAGCACGCCCGCCUCGCCAUGGUUGCCUUCUUAGGCUUUGCCGUCCAAGCUGCUGCCACCGGGAAGGGUCCUCUCAACAACUGGGUUACCCAUCUCAGUGAUCCACUCCACACCACCAUCCUUGAUACCUUCUCCUUGUUCUCUUAAAGUUCUAAUGCUCUCCUUCGAUCUCCAUCCACUCGUAUCCCUUCGUGUAAUUUUUGUGAGGUCGUCAAGUUAGUAGCUGCAUGAUCCACGUCACCUUGUAUAUCUUAUCUUUUUAGACCUUCGAAGAAUGCGUCAUUCCACAUGAUGUAAUAUAUAACUUCAUACAGUUAAAUGCAUGUCUAAACGUGCUUAAAGUCUUGUAUGUAAUACGUGCACAAGUAUAUUUAUUUAUUCA
Messenger RNA from Phoenix dactylifera (date palm), 1196 nucleotides. Its product is annotated as chlorophyll a-b binding protein CP29.1, chloroplastic-like. The record is from RefSeq and is a predicted model, not a curated record. Gene Ontology annotation, biological process: photosynthesis, light harvesting. Lineage: Eukaryota; Viridiplantae; Streptophyta; Magnoliopsida; Arecales; Arecaceae. Gene Ontology annotation, cellular component: membrane.